Messenger RNA from Cornus florida, 1656 nucleotides. RefSeq names its product IRK-interacting protein. The transcript has 2 exons. NCBI's taxonomy places the organism in Eukaryota, Viridiplantae, Streptophyta, Magnoliopsida, Cornales, Cornaceae. The record is from RefSeq and is a predicted model, not a curated record. The coding region runs from base 113 to 1609 and encodes 498 amino acids.
AUACAUGUAUAUGUAAUGUAUAUAUACAUAACAUCGAGAUUAAAAAAAAAACAAACACUUCAUAGUUCAUAUAUAAAUGUAAAAUGAGACAAAUAGCCCCAAAUAUGAGAUAAUGAAUAAAAUGUCCCCUUCUUCUUCCUCCUCCCCAUCUUCUUCCUCCAAAAACCGUCUGUCUCCUCCUCCACUCAAUCACCUUCCUACCCAUUUCACUCCGAUUCGAGAAUGUGAGAGAGAAGAAAACGAAGAUGAAGAGAGCAGCAGCUAUAAAGCGAGCCCAAUUGGUUGUGUUGACAAAAGAGAGAUUGAAGAUUCAACACACCACCACCCAACUCCACUUCAUCACCAAGCUGACAACGCCCGCAAAUCAACGGGGAAGAAACGGCCGGAAUCUGACAGCACGGCCGGAAACCACCGCGGUGUUUCGUGCAACAUAUGCCGGCCGAACACUCGCGAGAAGAUCUCUGUGGUCCCUUUGGACAACAACCAGCAAAGCAGCAGCAACAGAACCUCAAUUAUGAGUCCGAACGGUGUGUUCAAAUCCAUCUUCUCUUCUCUGAUCAGAAAGAGUCCGAAGUCGUCGGACACCACGCCGACGAGGGAGGAGCAGUGGAAGAUUGCCGUGGCCGAACUCUCUCACAAACUCAUUCACGCCACGAGGAAGCGAGACGAAGCUGUCCUCGAAGCUUCGAGGCUGAAGUACUCCAUGGCCGAGCUCGAAAAGAAGCUCAACAAGCUCGAAGUCUACUGCCACAAUCUGAAGUCGGGACUCGACGAGUGUUCUAAUAAUUCACGGACCGAAAUGAGUAUCAAGAGCGAUAACCAAAACGUGAAGUUUGAACCGAUGAGCAUCGGAGAUGGGGACAGAGUGAUAGAGCAUUUCUUGGUCUCGGUCUCGGAAGCUCGGUCGUCAAUUCGACUCCUGAGCCGCUCACUCACGCUUCAGAUUCGGCAAAUGGGUACCAAAGUGUACGAACGAAUCUCAUUACUUCUCAAACCUUAUGAUAUCGUAGUUUCUCUCUCUAAAAAUCCGAGAAGCUUGCUCAUCUACCUCGAAGCUCUACUCAACAAAGCCUUUUUCGAAGAGUUCGAAUCGAUAGGGUUUCAGAAAAACGCCUCUAAUCAAAUUCUGAACCCGAUUGACCGAUGCGAAGCCAAUUUUGUGUCUUACAGUCAGUUGAAAAGUUUGACAUGGGAUGAGGUUUUGAAUAGAGGGACGAGACACUUCAGUGAAGAAUUCAGCGGGUUUUGUGACCGAAAAAUGAGUGAAAUUGUGGCUAUGUUGGGGUGGAACCGAGCUUGGCCAGAGCCGUUGCUGCAGGCGUUCUUUGGCGCGUCCAAGAGUGUGUGGUUGGUGCACCUUUUGGCCAAUUCGGUGCACCCAAGUCUGCCCAUUUUUAGAGUGGACAAGAAUGGGAGGUUCGAUUCGGUCUACAUGGAAGAUAUGGGUGGAGACAGGGCCCGGAAGCUGGUCCCGUCGGUGGUUCGGAUCAUGGUCGCACCUGGGUUCUAUGUCUACGGCAAUGUGGUCAAGUGCAAGGUGAUUUGCAGGUAUCAGAACAGUGGCAUAAACAAUGAUAAUAAUAAGGGUUUGACUCCUUCACCUAUAUGAUGAUUAUGUGGUUGAUAGGUAGUGGGACCCUUUUCUUUUUUUUUUUU